This is a messenger RNA of Photinus pyralis (common eastern firefly), 1490 nucleotides long. Its product is annotated as antichymotrypsin-2-like. Bases 175 to 1413 code for a protein of 412 amino acids. Gene Ontology annotation, molecular function: serine-type endopeptidase inhibitor activity. NCBI's taxonomy places the organism in Eukaryota, Metazoa, Arthropoda, Insecta, Coleoptera, Lampyridae. The record is from RefSeq and is a predicted model, not a curated record. The transcript is spliced from 5 exons.
AAAAAAACUAUUAAUAUCGUUCGUAAAUAAAAUUCCUCGGAUUACGUAUUCUUGGAUCCCUACUAUUUUGAUUAUUUUUGUGUAUAUAAAUCAAUACUAAGGGGUUAUCACGUUAAUCGUACUUGGACAGUGUAUCUAAAGCACCUUAUCGCAUCACAAAGUUUUAGGUUCGCAAUGAAAAUAAUUAUUUUACUGUCGUUUUGCGUUCUUCUGACGUGUGGAGAACAGUUGACGGAGUAUCAUGAAGGAAACGUUCAAUUUACAACUAAUGUGUACAGGGAAUUAAGUAAAUCCAGAUCAGGAAAUAUACUAAUGUGCCCGUUGUCAGUUGAAAUCACGCUAGCGAUGGUCUUCUUAGGAGCUACAGAAGAAACUGCCAGACAAUUGUCUGUCGCCGCCAGUUUUCCAAAUAAUUUCGAGAAAGUUGAGGAAAUGUUUUCUGAAGUAAUACCACAACUAGAAAGUAGCGACAAAUACACAUUUGAAAGCGCAAAUAAAAUUUAUGUCCAAGACAAGUUCAAGAUAGCCGAAAACUACAAAGACGUGGUAACAAACAAAUUUAAAUCUGACAUCGAAAACAUUGAUUUUGUAAAUCCAACUGCUGCGGUUGUUAUGAACCAGUGGGUUGCAAAGAAAACACACAACAAGAUUACCAAGCUCAUCAAUCAAGACGAUUUAGACUCAGACUCGCGAUUAAUGCUUCUAAAUGCGAUGUAUUUCAAAGGUAUUUGGGUAAACGGAUUUAAAGAAAGCGACACGAAAGUCAAACCAUUCUUCUUAAACAAUACUCACUAUAUUAAUACAGAUAUAAUGUCAAAUAAAGGACAAUAUAGAUAUCAACAUGAUCGUAAAUUGAACGCCAAAUUUUUGGAAAUGAAAUAUAAAGGAGACGAUGUUGUAAUGGUUAUUGCGUUGCCUGAUAAUCCUGAAGACUUGCACAAGUUGGAAGAUAAUUUGAAUCAAGUUUUGAGAACCACAUUUCCACAUUCUGCUCGUACAGUAGAUGUUCAAAUUCCAAAGUUUGAAGUAAAGGACACCAUCCCCUUUAAGACUAUUUUAAAAUCCAUAGGUGCGGUUCUUCCAUUCCAAAACGGAGCAACUUUUGAUCGUAUGAAGGAUGCCACAGAAUUGGAACCUCUAAAAAUUGCGCAGGUUAUACAAAAAGCGACAAUUGAGGUGGAUGAAAAGGGAUCUGUAGCUGCUGCAGCAACUGCAGUACACAUGCAAAUUUGGCGCAGCGCAAGGAUAUUAGACGUUAAUUUCUACGCAAACCAUCCGUUUAUAUAUUUCAUUAAACACAAGGUAGCUGGAAUUACGUUUAUUGGCAGAUAUAACGCACCAGAAGGUCCUGUUCAUUCCGGAAACUAUGAACCUCCCAUAGACCCUGAAUCUGCAAGAAUGGUUGUUUUAUAAAUAAUAUUUACACAGUGUAACCACUAAGCUGUGGUGUAACAUUGCGACAUAAAUAGAAAUAAAUAACCUUGAAUGAA